AUGGCUGACGCACCCACAUCAAAGGUCAAAGAAACUGGAACCACACCUGUAUCACUAGAUGGAGACCUGCAGGGGAAUAAGAAGAUGGCAGCUGUGCCUCCUAUCAUACCCCAUGCAGUACAGGUGAGGUUCUGCAUCCACUACCACACCCAGUCUCCCUGGCAGGAACUGGCUGUGACUGGAAACCAGCCGGAGCUGGGGAGCUGGACGGCCUUCGUUCCAAUGGAGAGGGGCCAGGACAGGUUCUGGGCCAGCUGGGUCGCCCUCCCUGCGGAGAGACUGGUGGAGUGGAAGUUUGUGCUGGUGGAGAAUGGAGAAAUCCAUCGCUGGGAGGAGAGCGGGAACAGACACCUGGAAACAGGUCAUGGUUGGGGCAGCUUUACAGGCAUCCUCCUUUUUCCAAGGUGUAACACAGGAAGGAGUUCAACAUAGGUUAUCAUUAUAUGCAGGCUGGGUAAGGACUAUUUGACCAAGAAGGAGAGUGAUGGAGUGCUGCAUCAGAUGACCUGGCCACCACAAUCAUCCGACCUCAACCCAGUUGAGAUGAUUUGGGAUGAGUUGGACUGCAGAGUGAAGGAAAAGCAGACAACAAGUGCUCAGCAUAUGUCACUUUUUCCGUUACCUUCAAUUUAGGCUUUGUGUCUCCUCCCAAUGUUCUGCCUUCCCUGCUCCACCCCUUUGCCAACCCUAUAUUACCUCGACAGAAAGGUUGAAUUCGGAAGUUUACAUAUACCAUACAACUCAGUUUUUCACAAUUCCUGACUUUUAAUCCUAGUCAAACUUCCCUGUCUUAGGUCAGUUAGGAUCACCACUUUAUUUUAAGAAUGUGAAAUGUCAGAAUAAUAGUAGAGAGAAUGAUUUAUUUCAGCUUUUUAUUUCUUUCAUCACAUUCCCAGUGGGUCAGAAGUUUACAUACACUCAAUUAGUAUUUGGUAGCAUUGCCUUUAAAUUGUUUAACUUGGGUCAAACGUUUCGGGUAGCCUUCCACAAGCUUCCCACAAUAAGUUGGGUGAAUUUUGGCCCAUUCCUUCUGACAGAGCUGGUGUAACUGAGUCAGGUUUGUAGGCCUCCUUGCUCGCACACGCUUUUUCAAUUCUGCCCACAAAUGUUCUACAGCAGGGUUCUUCAAUUCCGGUCCUGUUUUUCAUCCUCUCCUUCUAAUCAGGGGUUGAUUCAGACCUGGGACACCAGGUGAAUGCAAUUAACUACCAGGUAGAAAUAAAAAACUGAAGUGUUUCGGCCCUCCAGGACUGGAAUUGAAGAACCCUGUUCUAUAGGAUUGAGGUCAGGGCUUUGUGAUGGCCACUCCAAUAUCUUGACUUUGUUGUCCUUAAGCAACUUUGGAAGUAUGCUUGGGGUCAUUGUCCAUUUGGAAGACCAUUUGCGACUAAGCUUUAACUUCCUGACUGAUGUUGCUUCAAUAUAUCCACAUAAUUUUCCUUCCUCAUGAUGCCAUCUAUUUUGUGAAGUGCACCAGUCCCUCCUGCAGCAAAGCACCCCCAAGACAUGAUGCUGCCACCCCCGUACUUCACGUUUGGGAUGGUGUUCUUCGGCUUGCAAGGCACCCCCUUUUUUUGGCCGAAAAGUUAUAUUUUUGUUUCAUCAGACCAGAGGACAUUUCUCCAAAAAGUAUGAUCUUUGUCCCCAUGUGCAGUUGCAAACCGUAGUCUGGCUUUUUUAUGGUGGUUUUGGAGCAGUGGCUUCUUCCUUGCUGAGCGGCCUUUCAGGUUAUGUUGAUAUAGGACUAAUUUUACUGUGGAUAUAGAUACUUUUGUACCGGUUUCCUCCAGCAUCUUCACAAGGUCCUUUGCUGUUGUUCUGGGAGUGAUUUGCACUUUUCGCACCAGAGUACAUUCAUCUCUAGGAGACAGAACACGUCUCCUUCCUGAGCGGUAUGACAGCUGCAUGGUCCCAUGGUGUUUAUACUGGCGUACUAUUGUUUGUACAGAUGAACGCGGUACCUUGAGACUUUUGGAAAUUGCUCCCAAGGAUGAACCAGACUUAUGGAGGUCUACAAUUAUUUGUCUGAGGUCUUGGGAAAAUCAAAAUAAAAUCAGCUAUGAUGUCAAGCAAAGACACACUGAGUUUAAAGGUAGGCCUUGAAAUACAGCCACACCUCCAAUUGACUCAAAUUAUGUCAAUGUGAUACAGUGAAUUGUAAGUGAAAUAAUCUGUUGGGAAAAAUUACUUGUGUCAUGCACAAAGUAGAUGUCCUAACAGACUUGCCAAAACUAUAGUUUGUUAACAAAUUUGUGGAGUGGUUGAAAAACAGGUUUUAAUGACUCCAACCUAAAUGUAUGUAAACUUCCGACGUCAACUGUACACACAGCUGAAAAGCCGCUUCAACCAAUGAGCAUCCAGGACCCAAACUACCCGGUUUAUCAUGCCCUCAUACCAAAUCCCUUGGAACAGGCUUUGGGAUGAAUCAGAGUCUGCAAAUCCUUUGGGAUGCCCACACUAAGAAUGAGAGUCUGGCCAGUACUGCAUUCCAGGAAAAUAUGUUUAUUAUUGGGUAAUUGGUCAGAACACUCCUUCACCUAAACAUUUAGUACAUUAACCACAACGUUGCAAUCGUAAGACAUUUUAUUAUAAAAAAAGAUUACAACUUAGGAGAACCAAAACACAUUAUUACAAUUGAAGGUAAGUAAACAAAACAAUUAAAGUGAGUUAACACGUCAAAACAAAACUAAUAUUUAUGAACACUGAUAAAUGUAUUAUCAAAAGGUUCCAAGAGACUGUGUGUGGAUGAUACAUACAAAUAUAAUUCAAGAAGCUAAGAUCUGAAGUACGAAUAUGACAUUUAAAUUCCAGCGUCACAGUAUUUGCAUAAUAACAAUUCACUGACCUAUAAAUCGGUUGAUGCUUGUGAGUACACCAUUCUAUUUUGGGUAAAUACAAACAGCCCAUUUCACAAAUCACAAGGCAGUCCGAGUAACUACGGUAAAACAUGUAAAAUACCUGGAUAACACUUAUUGCUGUGAUAAUUAUUGCUAUACUGCCACAGCACAAAUACUGCUGGUAUAGAAGCCCGAAGUAGUACACAGAGCUGCUCUAUUGAAAAAAAGUGAAUAAAUCAUACAAUGACAAUAUCCAAGCUCCAUACUAUAUUGACAUUCAUCGAACUCUACCCUCGCAUAACGUCAUUCACUUAACAGAUGUGCAACUGGCAUAA
Messenger RNA from Coregonus sp. 'balchen', 3172 nucleotides. NCBI's taxonomy places the organism in Eukaryota, Metazoa, Chordata, Actinopteri, Salmoniformes, Salmonidae. The record is from the annotation of a GenBank genome assembly.